Messenger RNA from Phytophthora sojae, 564 nucleotides. RefSeq lists its product as hypothetical. The transcript has a single exon. The coding region runs from base 1 to 564 and encodes 187 amino acids. The record is from RefSeq and is a predicted model, not a curated record. Lineage: Eukaryota; Oomycota; Peronosporomycetes; Peronosporales; Peronosporaceae.
AUGCGCGCCCGCUUCCCCCAGCUCAAGAUUAAUCGCGGCACGCUGAGUCGCAUCUGCACGCGAGCCAAGCGCACCAGUGAGCUGAAGGAGCUGCGCGCGCUCAAGGAGGACCACGACACCAAGGCGGGGCUCAAGGGGAAGGAAGGGAAAGCCGACGACGGCUCCGUGCUGAAGGAGGAACUCUCCAAGCUGCGCACGCAUUUGCAGCUGCAGCUGGAGGAUGCGAAAGAGGCGACGGAGGAGCUCACCAAGGCGCGCACGCAAUUGCAGGUGCAGGAGGAGGAGACGAAGCGGGCCCAAAAGCAACUCAAAAAAGCAGAACAGCACGUUGUGGUGCUGCAGCACAUGAUGUCUCUCAAAGAAGCGGAAGCCAGCCAGCUCAAGUUCGAAACCAACGCCCUGAGGGUCCAGAUGCGACGUGAAAGGCGCAAGGCGGCAACGUUCGGAAGACAGCUUGACGCUGCGAACGCCCGCAAUACCGAGCUGCAGCAAAUGCUGUGCGAGGGCGCUGAAGACGACGAGGACACGCAGGAGACGCAAGGAAGCGAGCAAACGGAGGGCUGA